Messenger RNA from Hirsutella rhossiliensis, 1134 nucleotides. RefSeq lists its product as uncharacterized. The coding region runs from base 1 to 1134 and encodes 377 amino acids. The transcript has a single exon. Lineage: Eukaryota; Fungi; Ascomycota; Sordariomycetes; Hypocreales; Ophiocordycipitaceae. The record is from RefSeq and is a predicted model, not a curated record.
AUGAACCAGCAGCAUGAGGAGCGCAUCUUUGUGCCCAAGGAUCUGGUCCUGGCACCUGGCGAGACAUCCUUCGGCAGAAAAGAGCGGCCAAGAACAGACGACAAGUCGAGUCCGCACGAGGUCCUGGGGACUUCCAAGGCGGCCAUUCCGGGACGUCGGAGAGAGCAUGGAGCAAAAUUUGCGGCAAGAAGAACCCCCCGCAAUCGCCUCAUAGCAUCCCUCCAACGCGCCCAUGGUGGUCCCGAAAGCGUGCAGCCCUCUAAAACAGCCUCCCCAGAGCUCCCUGGAACUGUUCCUGCAGCUAUCGUCGGUCAAGGGUUGACGAGCGACGACGCAACCACUGCCAUCCGUUUCACUGUUGAGAUACCCCCCGAGUCCCCAACACCAACCCUCGAGCCUGAGAGGCCUUGUCAAAAUCGCACUCGCUCGACUCCUUCCCCAACACAUGUGGGCAGUGUACUGACGCGAAACCAAGAACUGCCCUUGGUAACCGGAUUGGCUGAGCCUCCAGAUGUAGAAGCCACCAAAAUUACACCACGCAGGACAAGAAACUUUGACUCUGCGGCAUUCGAUGUCGCCAUAUACAGGCAGUCCGGGGCGAUGAACGCACCACACGGCAUGUCCUUUCCAAGCCAUCGGCAACAAAAGCCGCUGUCCUCAAGUCAGGACGGGAGAGUGUACAUCCACGCCAACCCGGCGAUUCACCUGAGCCACAAUCGGUCCGAGGGUUGGCACAAACAAAAGGCUCAUGAAAUAGAGGCUCGUGGCAGGCGAAAAGCCUGGUUCGGUAAAGUUUUCGAGAGGCAGCGCUGGCUUCGUGCCCAAGAGGUGGCUCGGAAAAGACAGGUUAACGGAAACGCAUCGGCCCGUCGACAUGUGACUCCGCAGCCGUGGACCUACAGACGGCCUUUGGACUUUGGAGACGUCGACGAAUCGCAUCUCCCCGAGGACGUCCUCGGAGAUCCCAACUGGCGAAAGGCCUGUGCGUGGCAUCGUGAGGUGCGGCAUAUGAAAACGCUGCGCCGACGCUUAGCGCUAAAGAGUGCGCAAGAGACGCAACAAUUUUUCAGGAACGUGAUAGGAGGCAUACGGCCCGGUCCCAGGCGAGGAUUCUUUCUCGACGAUCAUCCGUGA